AUGCCGUUACCUAACUGCACCUUCAACUCUCUUGCAGCCAUUUUAACUGGUGACAGAGAACUCAGUGACUUAGGAUGCCCCGAUUCUGCUGUGGUGUGUGGAAUGAAUAUCUCCUGGGUGUUGGCGAACGCCACUCAAGAAGAUCUGGAAGAAAUGCUUUGCUUGACUGAGGACAAGUACCUUUCCAAAAUUCUGGGGGAAUCAAAAUCCCCCAUGUUUCUCCCUGUCUGUGUCACUUAUCUCACCAUCUUCAUCGUGGGUGUCCUGGGCAAUUCCCUGACCUGUGCGGUCAUUUUACGCUACAGAGUGAUGCAAACGCCAACCAAUUACUACUUGCUGAGCCUGGCUGCGUCCGACCUGUUGGUGCUGCUUCUGGGGAUGCCGUUAGAGAUCUACGAGAUGUGGCAGAACUACCCCUUCCUGCUCGGAGAAGGGGGAUGCUAUUUCAAAACCUUCCUAUUUGAAACUGUCUGCUUUGCUUCCAUCCUCAAUGUCACUGCGCUCAGCGUGGAGCGCUACGUGGCGGUGGUGCACCCCCUCAAAGUCAAGCAUUUGACCACACGUGCUCACGUUAAGAGGGUCAUCCUCAUGUUGUGGGGGCUGUCCAUGCUGUGCGCUUUGCCAAACACCAGUCUGCAUGGGAUCGAAGUGCUGCCGCCACAGUUUGGUCGACAGUUUCCCCGAUCUGCUAUCUGCCAUCUGGUCAAACCCAUCUGGAUGUACAACUUAAUCAUCCUGAUCUCCACGCUGGUCUUCUUCCUGCUCCCCAUGCUGAUCAUUAGCGUUCUCUACCUGCUCAUUGGCUUGAGGCUGCGCAGGGAGAAGGUGAUGACCACGGUGGAUACUAACUGUGCCUUCGGCUCUGAAAGUAUCUCCAGCUCCCACAAGCAGAGGCUGAGCAAACGAAACGUGCAAGUAACCAAAAUGCUAUGUGUGCUGGUGGUUGUCUUUGGCCUGUGUUGGGCUCCCUUCCACAUCGAUCGCUUGAUGUGGAGCUACAUCAACAUAUCAUACGAGCAGCACCGCAGGAUCUUCGAGCAUGUCCAUGUCAUCUCUGGAGUCCUCUUCUACCUGAGCUCCGCCGUCAACCCCAUCCUCUACAACCUCAUGUCCACCAGGUUCAGAGAAAUGUUUAGCCACAUUACCUGCUACUCUAACAGCUGGAGAGAACACUCAAGGAGCUUCCAGAUGACUCAACGCAGCACCCUGCGUGAAAAAACACCCCAAAGUAGCAAAAUGACUUCCGGAGCCUUUUGA
This is a messenger RNA of Pelmatolapia mariae (spotted tilapia), 1257 nucleotides long. RefSeq names its product neuromedin-U receptor 1-like. NCBI's taxonomy places the organism in Eukaryota, Metazoa, Chordata, Actinopteri, Cichliformes, Cichlidae. Gene Ontology annotation, biological process: neuropeptide signaling pathway. The coding region runs from base 1 to 1257 and encodes 418 amino acids. The record is from RefSeq and is a predicted model, not a curated record. The transcript has 3 exons. Gene Ontology annotation, cellular component: plasma membrane. Gene Ontology annotation, molecular function: neuromedin U receptor activity.